Phodopus roborovskii (desert hamster) is the source of this 1272-nucleotide messenger RNA. It is a transcript of the gene Ubxn8, whose product is annotated as UBX domain protein 8. The record is from RefSeq and is a predicted model, not a curated record. Bases 80 to 910 code for a protein of 276 amino acids. Gene Ontology annotation, molecular function: ubiquitin binding. Gene Ontology annotation, cellular component: endoplasmic reticulum; nucleus. NCBI's taxonomy places the organism in Eukaryota, Metazoa, Chordata, Mammalia, Rodentia, Cricetidae. The transcript is spliced from 8 exons.
GCGCGAGGUCAUCGCUCCAGCCUCGCCGGAAGGCACGGCCGGAAGGGGCGGGCACUGCGCCCGGCGGGACCUUCACGCCAUGGCUUCUCGUGGCGUCGUUGGCAUCUUCUUGCUCUCCGCUCUCCCUCUCUUGUGUCUGGAGCUCCGGCGCGGAAUCCCGAGUCUCGGAAUUAAAGAUCUCAUUUUGCUGAGUGGCCGGAUAUUCCUGCUGCUUGCCCUGCUGACAUUAGUCAUCUCCGUGGCCACCUCCUGGUUUAACUCAUUUAAAUCUUCCCAGGCUCACCUGAAAGAAGGAGAAGAAGAGAAUGAGAAAAGACAAAGGCUCGUGAGGAAAAAGCAGCAGGAGGCCCAGGGUGAGCAGGCCAGCAGAUAUAUACAGAAUGUUUUAAAACCUCAGCAAGAAAUGAAAUUGAAAAAACUAGAAGAACGCUUUUAUCAAAUGACAGGUGAAACCUGGAAAUUAACUACUGGCCACAAACUUGAGGGGGAUGAAGAUUUGGUGCUUGACAAUUCGAGUCAGGUGUUGUUUGAAACAACAAACAGAGAAGCAGCAAGGAGACGGAACUUGCCCAAGCUUUUAACGGAAAUCACACCACCUGCUCCACAGCCUGCCAAGAAGGAGGUCCCUGAUUUACCCGAAGAACCACCAGAAACAGCUGAAGAGGUGGUUACAGUUGCCCUUCGAUGCCCAAGUGGGUGUGUUUUGAGGAGAAGAUUUUUCAAGUCUUGGAAUUCACAGGUCUUAUUUGACUGGAUGAUGAAAAUUGGGUACCACAAAUCCCUAUACAGCCUUUCCACUUCCUUUCCCAGAAGGCCUCUGGAAGCAGAGGGAGGCUUGUCACUGGAGGACAUAGGAAUAACUGUGGAUACUGUACUUAAUGUAGAAGAGAAAGAACAAAGUGGCCAGUAAAGUCAGAACUACCUGUUGUCCUUCAAGUUGGUACAUGUGACUUCACAGGGCAGUGUUGACAUUAAAGCUGUGCUGUACCUUGAACUCUUCUUGUUCAUAGGAGCACACCUACAUACAAUGGAAGAGGACUGUCACCUUACAUUGUACCAAAGUGAGAACAAGGUAAAAAAGAUGUAGUAAGACAGACAUCUGAUAUUUGGUCUCAGGCAGGCAUGGUGACACAUGGUCCUGCCUUAUUUAUUUAAGAUCUGUGAUUUUUGCUUCUUGACUCCACCUUACCACAGUUAUUUCAAAAUUCAAAAUCUUCAAGUAGAAAUGUUGAUUCUACUGUAUUUCUAAAAAUUUAAAGACUUUAAAAGAAA